This is a messenger RNA of Aureobasidium pullulans EXF-150, 2101 nucleotides long. RefSeq lists its product as uncharacterized. The coding region runs from base 58 to 1974 and encodes 638 amino acids. NCBI's taxonomy places the organism in Eukaryota, Fungi, Ascomycota, Dothideomycetes, Dothideales, Saccotheciaceae. The record is from RefSeq and is a predicted model, not a curated record. The transcript has 2 exons.
ACAAUAAAGACAAUCCAGAAUUCCCUAAGAUCCCAAGACCCUCUUUCCCCAUCGCAAAUGCAAACCAUCAACAUGUCAUCCUAUUUCGACGUACUAUCCUGGACGCGUGCGCGCAAGAACCGCGAAGCUUUGGAGAAGACCAACCCCCAAAACCCCGUUCUCAACGACGACGACGAGCAAUUUUUGGAACGGAUUACUAGUCAGGAAGCGGCCGUUCCUCCACUUCCCACCAUCGAGCCUACGGUUAUCGAUGAUGAGGGGAAUGAGACUGAAGCUACUGCAACUCAGAAGGAGGCUGCUGAGAUGAUCUUGCCUUCUAGUCCUGGUGAGAGCAAGGAGAAGAGGACUUGGGCGAGUUAUAUUCCCAAGGUUCCUAAUGUUGCUGUGCCUUCGGUGCCUGCGAUGCCUUCGCUUGCUUCGUUGAGAGGUAGCAAGGCGGGUACCAAGGCUGAUGAGAAAGAGGCAGUAAAGCUCGAGGACUCAGAUGCAAAAAUGGAAGGAACCACCGAGCUGAAAGCAUCAAAUGAGGACUCUACGCCAGAUGCCACCCAAGACGACAAGAGUGACUUGACUGACAAGGCUGAUGAGACUGUCGAAGCUGCAAAGGACACCGCCGAGGAAACCGCCGAAGUUGUGAAGGAGACGGCCGAGGAGACUGCUGAAAGUACAAAGAAGACAGCCGAGCAGACUGCUGAUGCUGUGAAGGAGACGGCUGAGGAAACUGCCGAUGCUGUCAACAGAACAGUCCAGGAAACAACCGAGGAGGCCGAGGAGGAGCUCGCCAAAGAUGAUACCAAAGAUUCGACAACGACAUCGACACCUGUCAUCAACCAAGAAGUCGAAGAACCCGCCAAAGAUGACAUGAACUCGAAGACCGACCCCGAGUUGAAGGAAAAGGCUUCGGAGAAUGUGCACGAGAGCAAGGAACAACCCGAAGAAGGCGGUGCCACCAACAAAGAGACAACCGGAGAAACCGAAGUCGGGAAGACCGAGGAGCCCGCCCAAAGAACAUGGGCUUCUUACAUCCCCGCUAUGCCAGCUAUUCCAUCCAUCGGCAGAAACUCAAAAGGCAAAGAAGCAGAGGAGCUGGCCAAGGAACAAACUCCUGAGGCCAAGGAGCAAAACGAGCGCGAAGUCAGCGUUCUCCUCGAUCGUCUCAACCUGAGCGCCAUCAACAACCGCGUUUUCAGCUUCAGCGACCAGUCUCAGAAGAUUUACGGUGAAUUCACCCUGAUCCUCAAAGACAUUGUCAAUGGCGCACCCACCGCCUGGGAAGAUCUCGAGGGCUUCAUCAAGGAGAACGAAAAGCAUCUCGAAGGAAUGUUCAAGAACAUGCCUCCCUUCGUGCAAACACUUGUCAAGUCUCUGCCCGCCAAAUUUGCAUCCUCGAUGGGCCCUGAGAUUAUGGCUAUGGCAGGAGAUAAGCCUGGUAACGACUUGAAGCAGAGAAUGGACGCUGCCAGCAAGGCCUCCUCUUCCGCAUCCGCAGGCGUUCAGAACCUCAAUCUCGAUGUCAAGAAGAAGCAGAAGAGAAAGGUCCCCGGCCUCAAGGAUCUGGCUUCCCAGAAGGGUACUGUGACCAGUAUGUUGACCAACAUUGUCAACUUCCUCAAAGUCAGGUUCCCGGCUUUCGUCACCGGCACUAACGUCGUGAUGAGUUUGGCUGUCUUCAUCCUACUCUUCGUAUUCUGGUACUGUCACAAGCGCGGCAAGGAAGUCCGCAUGCUCCGUGACGCUGAAUCAACAAAAGCCUCAGCAAAUAUCUCCGAAGUCUCAGACUCAGACUCCUCGGAAGAUGAAAAGGAAGCAGACACCACCACCACCCCAGAAUCAGACACGGAAGAAGAAAAGAUUGCCGCUGCAAAAGCCUAUGCCGCUGGUAUGCAAAAGUCGUCGGUCGGUGGACCUGACAAUGCUGCCGCCCUACGUGCAAAGAAGAUUCUGGAGCAGGAUAAGAGUGCUGAGAAGGCAUGAGUGGGUGAGCGAGCCAUGCAUGACUUAUGAGGGUUUGAGACGUUCGUUUCUGGGAUUGGGAAUGAUGAUUAUGAUGAGAUGAUGAUUCCUUUUUUUUUCUGUUUAAUAUACACUUCACUCUCCUACG